Molecule: messenger RNA, 13963 nt
Organism: Frankliniella occidentalis (western flower thrips)
Lineage: Eukaryota; Metazoa; Arthropoda; Insecta; Thysanoptera; Thripidae
Product: pericentrin-like
Exons: 37
Coding region: 180-12878 (4232 amino acids)
Biological process (GO): signal transduction
Molecular function (GO): molecular adaptor activity
Source: RefSeq, a predicted model, not a curated record
GAACGGGUCGAACAAACGGUUGCUGUUGAAAAACACACCGCACGUAUUGGCUGUCAACAAACUUCUAAGUUUGUCCGAGAAAUUUGAUCAUACCUCUUGCACAAUUGAUAUUGGCCAUGAAUGAAAGGAAAGAUUGGAGCUAUUUGUUUUUCUUUGCGGCACCAUAAGCGCGUGGUAGCAUGGAGGGUCAAUUAAAACACCAUAUGAAGAAUCCAGCCGCUGUAGAGGAUGUGGCUGGUUCCAUUCAAGAAGGUGGGACUUCUCAGAGAAGUAGAAAUGAAAUUCAACAAUUAUCACCAAAUAAAAAGGAAUCAAGUGGUACUGCAGAUUCCACUUUACAAUCAUCAAUAUAUUCCACUGCAGAAGAGGAUCCACAUGAUGUGCAAUCUGUUUCUAAUGGCCUUAAUGAGUCCUCAAAAAAAUCUGGACAAAUAUUGUCCACAGAUCAGCUCUAUGACCGCAUAAGGCAUCUUGAAGACAUUUUAGCUGGGAAAGAAGCUGCUCUGCUAGCUGUCACCCAAGAAUUAGAUGCUGUGAGGGAAAUGAGUUGUAUUGAUGCCUCUAUUGGUCCUCUCUCAUCUGGUUUUGAUGUUGAUUUCAAAGCUUCAAUUGCUGAAUACAAUAGAAAACUUCAAGAGCAUGCUUCUGCAUUGCGUCAAAGAGAUGAAUACAUAAACAAGUUGGCUGAGUCAUUAAAACAAAGUGUUCUUGAUCGUGAAGAGUUAAAACAGGAAGCAAGUCAGCUUACUACACAAGUUCACACACUCCAGACUCAACUUCAAGCUGUUAAACGGCAAAUGCAACAACCGCAGACCAAGUUCCUAGAUGCUCUGAAAGACAAAGAGGCUCAGUUGCAGAAAAAAACUGCUGAAUUGAAUCUCUGCAAAGCUCAAUCAUCAAAAGAGGUGCAGUAUUUGAUGAGCUCACUUGAAGAGCUGCAACAACGUGCAGCUAGGAGUACAUCAGCUUCUCCACCAGCUUCAAAGACCAAAGAAGAAUCAGAUCUCAAACAUUUAACUGAUCUGAGGCUCCAGUAUGAUUCUGACAAGAAACUGUUUACCAAACAUAUUACUGAGGCUCAGGAGACUGAAGCUUUCCUCAGGAAACAACUAUCUGCUGCCCAGAAAGAAUGUGAAAACUUAAACUUGGAACUAUCUACCAUAAAACUGGCAUAUGAAACCCAAAUGACUGUCUGCAGGGAUCAGCAUGAGCUGGAUCAGAGACUUGAAGAACAACAAAGUCUUGAAGAAAAGUUAAGUUUGGCUCAUCAAAAAUUGCAGGAAAGUACCAAACAAGCUUUAGAAUUGGAGAAAGAGGUACAUGUUUUAAGGGUACAGUUGAAAGACAAGAAUGAAGUUUGCAAGAAACAAGGAGAUAAGAUCCAGCUACUCCAGAGUCAAACACAAGAAUAUGCAACUGAUAUUGCUACAUGCCACCAAACACUAGAACAGUACAAGAAAAGGAUUGAUGAACUGCAGGCUAAACACUCGGAGGACAUAGUUCAUAUGGAGGCAAAUCACCGUACUGAGGUGAUGCAUUUUAAUCAAAGGAUUUCAGAACUACAAAAAGUAAAUGACAGGCAGUUACACAACAUGCAUCAGGAUUUCAAUCGAAUGAAACAAAGACAAAUGGAAGAGCUUGCCAUGAAGCAGUUGUCUCAUGAAAAUGAGGUUAAUACUAGUAAGCGAGAUGCUGAAAGAUAUAGAGCAGAGCUAAGAGAGAAAAACAAACUGUUAAAUAUUCAAGAACAACAGCUUGAAGAAGAACGUCAGUGGAGUCGGACGUAUAGUCAACAGGUUCAGGAGUUGGGUGAAAAAUUAAAUGAAGAGGAGGACAAAAGUGAAGAAUACCGAGAAAAGAUUGAGUCGCUUGAGCAACAGCUCAAAGAAAUAGAUCAAGCAUGCACCUUACACCAGCCUCAAAUUGAGUUUUUACACAAACAGCUAAUGGAUGAGCGACAGAAAUCCACCAAUAUAUUACAGCAGCUUGAAGAUGUCCGUAAGCAAUUAUUACUGGAGCAAGAGAGGUGUAAGGCCUAUGGUGUAAGCAUAGAAGAUGCAAAUUCUAAAGUAAGGGAAAUGCAAAUAAAAAAUUCAGAAAUUAAGACACAAGCCUUAAAAUUGGAUCAGAGUUCAAAACUAAAAAUGAAGGCUGAUCAACAAAAAAUCAAUGCUCUUCAAAGUGAAAUCCUAUCACUAAAGGAGCAGCUAUGUAGAGAGCAAAGUCAGGUUGAAUCCUACAGAGUUGAAACAGAAGUCCUGAAUGAGAAAUUGAAAAGCCUUUCUUUCCUGCAAAAAGAUUUGGAAAAUUCUCAAAUGCUCCUGGAGGGUGAAAGACAAACGUCAACAAAGUGUAAAAUCGAAAUUGAAAACCUAAACAGAGAGUUAAUACUUCAAAAGAGCAAGUAUGAAGAAGAUUGUGGAAAGCUGCUUUCACAAAUUCAGGAAAGCAAUAUCUCUAUUAAAACCUUAGAGGAAAACUACAAAGAACGUGUUUGUAGUGAAGGUCAACUAUCUGAUGAUGAUGCAAAUAAACAAAGCAGUCUAGACAGGAAGCAGUUGCAAGAUUCAUUAACAGAGUAUUUGUCUCAGGUGACAUCUCUUGAGGUAAAGAUAGAAGUACUUCAAGAGAAAAACAUAAACUUAAUUAAAGAAAGGGAAGAAGCAGAGGCACAGUUGAAAAUAGUGAAAGAACAUCUAAAGAUUGCUAAAGAAGAAUUUGAAAAUAGCUCUUCUGCACUAAGAGAUGAGCUCUCUAAAAAAGAUUUAGAGAUACAAGAACUUCGCAAAAUGAAUAAUGAAACUUCUAUGCAGAGGAGUGAGAUCGAGUCUUAUAAUUUACAAGUUAGAGAACUUAUUGCUUCAAAACAUGCUUUGGAAAAAGAACUUUCUGUAGAAAAAGCAAAAUAUGGUGAGGAAAUUAAAAUCUUAAAAGAUCAAGUCGUUAACCUGCAGGAAAUUUUAAAAUCUUCUAUUCAAUCAUCCGAAGGUGAGACAACUCUUCAGGAUGUUAAGUUUCCUGUCAAGGAUUUACCUCCUAGUUUUGCAAAAGCAAUGUUGUCUGCAAGAGUAUCAAGAAUAUCAGAAGCUGUAGCUCACUGGUUUAAAAGAUGUGAAGAUCUAGAAAAAGUAAAUUUAGAGCUGAAAAUUAAUGUAAAAGAACUACAAGCACAGCUUUUUGAAGCUGAUAGUGAAGUCAAGUGCAAUCGUUCACCACCUCAGAUCCAGUCUAUUGAUACUGAAAAGAGAUGGUGCACAUGUGAAGCAAUAUUUAGCAAAGAGAGAAAUACUUUGAAGAAUUCAAUUGAAAUGCUUCGCAAGGAACUUGUUGAAAAAGAAUUGCACUAUGAAGACAAAAUGAGAAAUGUGUUACGGAAAAGCAAAAAUUUUACUCAGACUUCUGAUACUAUCGAUAGUGUUGCAAAUCUAAUCAAUGAUUUUUCUUGUAUUGCCAAAGAAAAAGUUAUGCUGGAAAAUGACCUGAGGAAGGUCAAACUUGAAUGUGAAAUGUAUUCAUUUGACAAUUGUAGGCUAGCUGAAAAUUCAGAGAGAGCUAAUAAAUUAUUGGAAGAGUCUUGGAAAGAACACAUCACACUUGCAAGUGAUUUACACAAGUCUCUUAAAGAAAAUAGUGUUGUACGAGCUCGAUUGAUGAGAUUGGAAACCAUAUACGAGUCCAUCAAAGAGAAAUCAACUGCUCCGAUUGACUUAGUUUGGCAAUUGAUUGAAGAACUUUCAAGUGCACCAAUAGAGAAAAGCCAUUCACAGGAUAACACACACAAACCUGGUAUUUUAGAAAAAAUUGAAUCAGUGAUCAAAAUCAUCACCAAGAUGAAUUCUGAUUGUGAAUCAUUAAUUGUAAAGCUUCAGAAAGAUGAGGACAAAACUGUAUGUGGCUACCUCCAGUCUGAAGCUCUUGGACUGCGUCGACUUCAAUCUUUAUUGCUUGAAACUCAGCAAACAAUUGUUAGCAAGGUGGGACCAGCUCUACAAUUGCAUGUUGAUUUAUUGACUAGACAGCUGGCAGAUAAACAGAUAGCUUUUCAAGAUAUUUGUGAGGCACAUUACUCAUUGGAAGCAGAAAUGCGCGAAAUGGAAAAAAGAUUCCAGCAGCAGGAAGAACAUUUGCAAGAAGAGCUCUCUAAACAAAAAGCUUCCGUUAAGUUGUGGAAACUAAGAGCACAAGCUGCUCAAGUACAAAGUUCAGCCUCACGUAUUGCUGAUGACAGUCAGUGUGAAAAUAUCUCACACAUUCUGGAAGAGAUGGAUUCUGUCCACUCUCAAGCCAUGACUUUAUUGCAUGCUGAAAUGGAAAGAGUAGCAACAAUAAGGGAGAAUAAAGUAAGACUAGAAAUGUCUGAUAAACUUCAUGCUGCUGAGAAAAAGUUUAAACAGCAAUUUGAUGAAAUAGAAAAGAGAAUCAAAACUGAAAGUAGUGUGAGAGCCUUGCAAGUAUUGCACCAACAAGAAAUAGAUGCUGUACGUGCUGAAUGUGAUCUUACUCGAAUCAAAGCGAUUCACAAAUUGCAGGAACAGCUACCAUCAUUCUUUACUAAACCACCUGAAGUAAGCCCUAACUUGUCUUGCAGUAAUCUAUCACUACGGUUUAUGAAACAUCACAUAUCUACCAAUUACAACAAAGCUCUCCAAAAGGUAUCAUCGACCCUUCAAAAUGAGUUGGGUCAGCAACUCUCUCUAUUUGUGGACGACCUAAGGAAAACUUGUACUCUCAAUGACUCGGAGCUUGAUAUUCUUAUACAUGAUGCGGAUUGUCUCAAUAAUUUUGAAAAUGUGGUUGCAAGGGCCCAUGAAAUAGGAGAAAAGCUUUUAGAUAUGCAGACAUCAGGACUUCAAUCAAUCCUUUCUAUUUGUGAGUCAAAUCACAACUUGAUGCUUGAAAAAGUUCAAGAGAUGUCAAAAGAAUUUAAUACUCAUUGUGGUAUAAAAAAUCAACAUGAUGAAUUAAUGAAAGCAAAAGAGGAACAUCGCCUAACUAUAGAAAGCAUGUCUGCCGCUCAUAAGGCUGAAGUUUCUCGUCUUCGACUUCUAUUAACACAGCAAAAUGUGGGGGAAACUUCUGAACCUAAUGAAACUGCCUUAAGUGUGCUUCAUAAAGAACUGGAAGAAAAACACAAAAAACAAAUGGAAGAAUUACGCACAUAUUUUGAACAAAAAUGUGCAGAUUUUGAGAAGCAUUACUCAGAAGAAGUGUUUAGCCAACACAGUCGUAAGCUUUCUGAUUGUAGUUCUGCAUCGGAGUCAGAGCUUGUCUCAGAGAUGUACUAUGCAGGGCCAGGAUCAUCUAAUUGCGCUGUUCCUAGUGGUCCAUCUCAUUUUUGUGAUUUACUAGGAGAAAGCAGUUUUAAGGACAUCGAAGAGCAGACUCCUACAGUAGAUGUAGAAAAACUGUUUUUAGAAAAUAGAGAGCAGCUUGAGACUCUGCGUCUAGCCUUAGAAAGUCGGCACCAAGGGGAAUUAGAAGCUCAGAAGGAGCUUUUUGAAGGAAAAGUAGAAGAACUUCUUCGUAACAUGAAUGAGAGCCAUGCAGCUGAAUUGAAACUUCAAUCCAGUCGUAUGCAAGAAAUGAAAGAUGAAGAAGUUGAACUAAAUAAGAAACUUUUGGAGGCUGAAAAUGAAAUUAAACAUUUAAAACAACAGCUGUCUUCUGUUCACCAGAGAGACAGCUUAUCAUCAGGGGAACAAUUGGAAUGUGAUAAGAAAGGUGAUGUGAAACAACAUGAUAAGCAGACACAAUCCCAAUUUGAAGAUGAAUUGAAGAGAAUGGCUGAUGUUUUAAAACGCAGGGAUUCUGAAAGCUCUGCACAAAUUGCAGCCCUUAAAAUAAAACUUAGACAAAAUCAAGAAGACAUGUCAAAACUGGAAAAAGAUAUGUCAAAUUUGAGGUCAAAACAUGAAUCUGAUGUCCAAUCUCUCAUUUCAUCAAAUAAUGAAAAAAAUACAAAGAUUAAAGAAUUAAACAAUGAAAUUCAAGAGCUAUCAUUACGCAUAGAAAAAUGUAAUUUACUGAAGGAAAAAGCAGAAAUGGAAUGUGAUAGAAUGAAAGAGGAGUGUGAAAGUCAGAUGCAAAUAAAGGACAAGGAAUGUGAAAGUCAGAUUAAUGAUUUGAAAUCCGCUUUGAACAAAGAACGACUUGUUCAAAUAGAAGAACAGAAAAGUAUUCAGGAAAAAAUUAACAGCUCAGUUGAAGAGAAGAGAACAUUGUUGGAAGCAGAGUAUACUGAAUACCUUGAGUUUGUUAAAAAGUGUGCUGAUGAAACUAAAGUGCAACUAGUUAGUAAACAUGAGGAUGAAGUGAAGCAAAUCAUUGAUAAAUAUGAGAAAGAAUUGGCUUCUUUUAGGAGUCCUUCAAAAAGUAAUUCCAGUCAAGCUGAUGGAGAGCCUCUAAUUAAAAGCAGCUUCACAAAUUUGUUGGAUAGUGAGAGAUAUAAUAAAGAAUCAUCACUUCAGAAUUGUCUUCAGGAAUUGUUAAAGUUGGUUGAAUCGCAGGUGGAAAGUCAACAAGAACCAUUUGAGAAGAUUGUUGUUAAGUUAUGCAAUGAAGUAGACCAAUACCAGCAAAUCUUACAUCAAGAUCUUGAGAUGAAACUUGAAAGUGUCCAAAAAGACUGUGAAAAACGUUUCCAACUACAGUUAGUAGAAGCACGGGGUGAUAUUGUCCAGGCACUUGAGAAGCAAAUUCAGCUACUUCUUGAUGAUAAUACUAAUGUUGACGAUAAGCCUCCUGAACUACAGCAGUUAGAGAAAAAAUUAGCCUCAAAGUAUCAUGAAAAAUUGAUGAAUAUGCAAACAGAAUAUGAAGCUAAGAUAUCAGAACUAAAUGCAAAGCAUGCAUCGCAGUUGUCAUUGGCUCGAAGUAAGAAACAGUCUAAACAUGCUAUUAUUACUGCUGAAGAUUUAGAUAAACUCUAUAGAGAACGCGACUGUCUUCGAAGUGUUGCUGCAACCUUACGUGAUGUGGUGGCAGAAUUGGUUCGAUAUUUUGUGUCAUGGGAAGAUGACUUCAAUAACACUUUAAUGGAUGAACUAGUGAAGCUAGAAGCAGGGAGAGAUGAUGACAUUCUGACUGUCACUCACCAAGACCAUGACAAUAGUGUCAUGUUGAACCAAUCAUGUGAUGUCAGUCAAAGAGACUCCACUGCUAGUGAAGAUGAAAUGCCCAUCAUAGUAGCAACACCAGCUCGAGGGAGGCGCUUGUCGUCUUGUGUUAAACGGGUGCAUUUUGCACCUGAUGUUUCUGGCAUCCUAUCUUUAAUUGAUGAUGGAUCUUUAUUUGAAAGUGUUGGUUUAAACUGUAGCAUGCGAGAUGCCUCAUUGAAUUUCCAAGAAGAGCUUGAUCGAUGUUUAGCUCGGUUACGCAGUGACUCUGCAGCAUUAUAUGCCUUAUCAAAGCCUGCUCUACCCUCUGUCUCAUCAAAACAAUCAUGUGCCAAUCUAUCUAAUGAAGAAUCACCUUCGGGCGAUCAAUCUGGAAAACUAUCAGAUGCUCUCCAAACUAUUGCACGACUUCAGAGAGAAAAUGAAGGGCUUCAGAAUGAGUUGAAAAUUUUAUGUGAAGAACAAGAAAAGUCAUUUGCUGAGCUUCAAGCCACUCGCCAGCGUCUUAAUAGUUUGGAGCAAGAGGCACGCCACCAAGCUGAGGUGGUUGCUGAAGGAUAUGGAGAAGGCGAGCAAUCAAUGACAUGUGACUUUCCAAGCAGUCCUCGUGCAACCACCGUUGAAGAAUUGCAAAAUAAAGCUCGAUCUCUUCUCUUGGGAACUAGUAAUACUGAAGAAGUGUCUGGAGUAUUAUCUCCAAAUUCAAGUCAACAUUUGCCCCACAUUGUAGAGGAAUUGUGUCGUGACUGGGAACGUUUGGCAGAAGAUUCUAGGCAUAAACAUGAAGACUUGCAACAACAGGUUGAAGCAGUAGACAAACAGCUGCGGGCAACUAGGGCAUUCAUGGAUGAACAAGCAGCAGAACGAGAACAAGAACGUGAUGAUUAUGUUGAAGAAAUUAAGCGCUUGCAUGAACUGGUUCGGGACAAAGACCGCGAUCGGAGCUCUCAUCAACUUAUGAACCAUGAGUCAACCCGUGAAAUAUGCAUGCACCUGAAGCACCUUGGCACUUCAAUAUCUGUAGAGUCUUUAGAGGGUCAAUUGAAAGAGAGUCAGGCUAUACUUCAGGACAAACAAGAAAAGCUAGAAAAAUUGAGUGCUGAGCACAAACAAGCUGUUGAAAAGAUUUGGACCUUAAGAGACAUAAUAAGUGAUUUAGAAUGCCAAGUAGCUACCAAAGCUGAGGAAGCAGCAACUGUGUCAGCGCAAAAUGAUGCUCUUCGUCAAAUGGUUGAACAACAAGGCCGUACUCAGCUAGAGCUUGCUCAAGAAAUGGAGCAGCUGCAGCUUUGUACCAAUGAUGGCAGACUUGUUGAACGAAUUAGUCAAUUGGAAGAACAACUCAGUAAACACCAGGCUUUGGCAGAGCAGCUAGGUGAUCCAAGCUUCAUAGAACAAAUGAAAAUUCAGCUGCAAGACCUAACUGCGUCUCUUGAGUUACACACACGAGAAUUAGAAUGUGCAUAUGUUAAUAGCACACUACCAGCCAGCCCUUGUUUGAGUUCACCAUCAGAGGAUGUAUCUGUUCGAGAAACAAUUGAAGCUAUUCGUGCAGCUGCUGAGAAAGAUGCUUCUCAGCAAUCAGAUUCUUGUUUAGUUUUACCUUUCAAUGAAGUUUCAAGAGUUAUGGACCAAUGGCAAAGACAUGCAAGAGCUGAUGAUGCAGUUCUUAAAAAAAUACGUGAGUUGGAUAUGCAAGUGGAUGACUUGCAAGCUGAAAAAGAAGCUCUAGUCAAUAGACUCCAAGAGCAAAUGCACCUUUCAUCCUCACUACAAGCGAAACUCGAAGAUCAUAGAAGGAAAGCUGAUGUAAAGCUCACUGAGGCCACAGCCGAAAUGCAAAGUCAAAUAGAGGAUCUAAGAAGUGGGAUAAGUAGUUAUUCAGAAAAUUUAGAAGCUCGAGAAAAGCAGGUUGAAAGUCUAAGAGCAGCCUUGUGCCGUGCUGAAAAUGAAUUAAGAGGACGGGAUGCGGAUAUAAAGAAUAACGCUGAGCUUGAACGCAAUAUUGCUGCUCAACUGCAGUCUCAGAUAUCUAAGCUAAGUGCUGACAAAAAUAAGCUUCAGGCACUGCUUUCAGAAAAAGAUGAUAUGCAUGUUUCCAUACCUGCCCUUGUUGAAUCAAUGCUGCUUGACAAAAAUGCUGAUAUUGACAGAUUAGAACAACAAGUCCAUCAUUUGACCAAGCAGAUGGAGCUGAGUAGUCACUAUGUUGUAACACCUAGCACUACCGUAGAAUUUGAAUAUUGUGAAUCUGAGAAAGUACGUGCACAUGUUGCCUUAUCCCCUGUUAUGGAACUAAGAAGAAGCCUACCUAUACCUGUGAUUAAUGAAAGCACCCUUGGAAAAAGUGAACCGCGGCCAAAUGAUACCCCUCUUUCAUUUAUUGCUCAUCAGACUUCCCUUGAGAACAAUGGAGAGGAAUUACAUCCCGGAACAGAUGUCAGCGUGAAACCUAUUCCAUUAGAGGACACUUUGUCUGAGAUGCAGUCAACUCCACAGUCCCAGCAAAAUUCAAAUAGUCAAAGUGCAUCAGAGACCCUAAGUUCUACAACUGGAACUUUUGAUACGUCAAGUCUUGCUAGUUGUGAAAAGCAGGUGGCAAGCCUUGAACAAGAGCUUGAAGCUAAGACUAAGGAAAUUGAAGACUUAACAAAAAAAUUAAAUGACAAUGCCAAUCUUAUUUCUGAAAUGCAUAUAAAAAACAAGAGUUUGGAAGAAUGUGAGAAAAAAUUGGAAGGAAUAUCAAUCCUAGAAGAAGAACUUGCACAUCUCAGAGAAAGACACGAAACUUUAAAGAAAUUGUAUGAUGACAGAGGUCUUGAGGUUGCACAGCUCACAGAACAAUUGAACCAAGUUCAGGCAAAUACAUUUAGUGUUCAAGAAAAGGAUGAGGAAGUACUUUCUGUAAAACCCUGCCAAGAUGUUUCUGAGCUCAAGGCGAAAGAGUCUGAGAUUCAGCGCCUUAGAAAUGAAGUUUGUGCCACUCAGACAAUUCUCACUAGCUUGCAACGUAAAGUACAAGAAGCCAAACAAAUUGCCAGAUCUCCUAACCGGUCCUCACCAGAAAACAAUCAAGCUCUGCGGGUUGUUCAGAACGAGCUAGAAGCAGCUAAACUGGAGAUUGUUGAGCUAAGAGAGUUAUGCCAGUCAAUCAGGUCUGAAAUGGAGGGAGAAUAUCAGUUAAAACAAUCUGAGUUUGAAAAAAUAUUACAGCGUGAGCAGCAAGAAAAACAAUCUCUUAUGACAACUUUAGAUAAACUAGAGCAAGAAAGUUCAAAAAAACUGCUGAGCAGAAUAGAAAGUGAUCUAAUUGAGGCUAAAAAAAGUGUUUUGGAAAAGGAGAAAGAAAACAACAUGAUGCGCACUGAAAUGAAUCAACUCAAUAUGGAGUGUGUUGCACUUAAAAAUCAACUCAGUACUCCUAUUAGAGAAGCAACUUCUCUGGCACACAAGUUAGAUGCUGAGAAAAAGUUCGCUGAAGCUCUUAAAGAAGAGCUUUUGUUGUUUAAAAAUAGAGCUUCCUCUCUGGAAGAGAAAUGCAAGUCUCUUGAGGAUCAAGUGAAAAAUAUGCAGAUCAUGGACAAAGCUGAACAUUCUGAAGGAAAUAAACAUUUGAGGGAAAUUUCAGAACUUAAAAGACGUGUUGAUGACUCGUUUCUGGAUCGUAGUUUGUUACAAAAGCAAAUUGAGCAACUUUCACAUGACAAUGCUGUGCUUAAAGAAGAAAAUUUUGAAGUAUGUAAAGAACUUUCUGAUAUGAAACAACUUAUAAUUGAAAUGCAUGGGGUGAAUGCAUCUAGAGACAAAGCCCAGAAAUCACUGGUGUCAAAAAGUACUGAAAUAAGUGAGAGUAAGAUGCAAAAUAAUGCCCUCUCGCAAGAACUCUUUUCACUACGAAAAGCUUUGAAGAACAUUCACAAAAGUAUACAUGAUACUUCUGGGUUAGCAGAAGAAGAUCGUCAGACUCUUUUUAAAUUGCAGAGACAAUUUCACAGACCUGAUCUCACUGGUGCAGGAGAUGGCCCAUUUAACAAAUUGACUUUAACAGAAAUUGACAUUAAUGAAAUACCGCCAGAAAACGUUCCUCUGAAAGAAUCUGAAUCUCUUGAAGAUCUCACUGGACUUGUGCAGCAUGAAUUGCAUGUAUCAGUACAGCUAGAUCAUUCUUUAUUGGAAACAAUAGACCCAUCCAGUAAAAAUCCAAGUGUGCCUGUGAUAAAGCAAACUCCAAACGGACGUGGCUUGAGUGAGAAAAGUUUGAGUACUGAGGUGGAAUCUAGAUUGACCCAAGAGGUCAUAUAUGCUCAGGAAAGGAUUCACCAACUUGAAGAUGAGUUGAGCAGAAUGAAAGAUUCUUUCCAGCUAUUAAACACUCAGUUAGAAGCUGAGCGUGCUCAAUAUUACACUUUGCAGCAACAAGAUUGUGAUUUGAUUAAGGAGAUGCGAGUUAAACUCUCAGAGGCUCUAGAUGAUCAAAAUGCUCUUCGAUUACAAUUACAGUCUGAAUUCAAACAAAAAUCUUCUUUAGCUGACUUGAAGGAAGCUCAGGGAUUGGUUUGUACUGAUGCAAAUUCAACUGGCCAUCGUCCAGUAAAUGAAAAACUUCAGGUACGGUAUUAUGAGGAAUCUGAACUUACAAAGUUGCGUUUGGAGAAAGAAGCAGCAGAAAAGCAACUAAGACGAUUGCAGGAGGUAGAAAUUCAAAGAAGUCGUAGGAGAGCUGUCACUGAAGAAAAGCAUAGGCGAAAAAUUGAUCAACUUCAAACAUUACAUGCUGAAACUCAGCAAGAAUGUGUAAUGCUUCGUCAAGAGCUUGCUGCUGUGAACCAGAAACUUCAUGUUGCUCAUGACGAAUUUGCUAAGGACAGAGACACCCAACUUAAAAAUCAUGCUCCAUUCGUUGAGAGAUUAAAGAAUAUGAACACAUUUCUUGAGGAGCAUAUAGAAGAAAAUGUGAGAAUGGCAAAACAAAUGGAAGAUCUUACUGAAGAGCAUAGAAAAUUGCGACGACGAAUUGCUCAACUCGAGGGACAGUUGUCGGAGAAACGAAGUAAUGAAAGUUUUGAGGUAGCCAAUGCACGGUUUGCUGCAGAAAAAGCUGAGUGGGAAGCUGAGCAAAAGAUGUUGCUACUGGCUUUAAAUGAAGCCAAGCAAAAGCAUAUGCUCUGUUCCGAUUCUGAUGUAGAAGAAAGGGUAAGCCACCUUUUCGGACGAUACCUUCGUAUGCAGAGCUACAGAAAAGCUUUGGUGUGGCAAAAACGGUAUCUUCUUUCAGUGAUUAGUGGACUAAAUGAAUCAAAAUCACUAACAUCACAUUACCUCGCAAACUCAAUUGAAAAUAACAAAGUUUUAAAGCGUAAUCCUCUCAGAAGGUUUAGAUCUGUUGUGAUGGUGAUGAUGGCUGUUCAUCGGAUGCAAUUUAUGGUUGAGAGAUGGCUUCGUGGUAAACGUAUUGGCUGUGGUGUAGUAGUGCAGCAGACUGUUUCUCACUGUGCAUUUUCAACUUCAUCUAUUCCUCAAGGCCAUAGCUCACUCUUUACUGCCACCCACAUACCAACAGAGGAGAUGCGCAGUGGUCUCUCUCAGUCCCCUCCUACUUUGGAAAGACCUCGUCAACUUAGGACUCAACAUUUAUCAAGCUCACAGUAUCCAAGGCUCUCUACAAGCAGCAGAGGCCCAUCUAAUAGUCUCUCUGAAUGUGUAUCAAAUUUUAAUUUGGUACAGCAGCGAUUUGAUGCAUUAUUAUUAAAUCCACCAAAGUAAAUUAAUUGCAGUUGUUUUGCACUAUUUCUGUUCUUGAUCCUCAACCUAGGCAAUUAAGAAAAAUGUAUGUAUGCAAUAUCUGCGCCUGCUAGUCUUCUUAGUUCCAUGUUAUAAUGUAGUAGCCCACCAAAGUGCUUUAUACUUGUAAAGAAGUAUUACUUUACAUGUUACCUGCCAUUUAUUUCUUGUACUGUUGUUGCAAUUAAAUGCUCAUAGCAGGCAUGACUUUAAUUUUGUCUGUUGCCAUAGUCCAGCCAUACAGUAAUUAAAAUAAAAUAGAUAACAGUAGACAUUUUUGUGGGGGUACUUGACUACUUUGAGUUUUCAUAAGGUGUUGUGAUACUUAAAUCUAAUCUAGAUAAUUGCACAUUUAAGCAACUACCAACAAACAUUUUUUUAUAUUUAUAUAUAUUUGGAUUAUUUUCCUUGUAUGUGGUUUUGUUUGUCUUAUUUUGAGUAUGCCUGACUGCAUUUGUAUAACUGAAAUUUCUAUCUACUAAAUGUACGGUAUUAUGUAUUACCAGAAGAAUUCAGUUUAAUUUAGUUCUAGUAUAAACAAGCAUUGUAAGGCUGCAUUGUGAUGAAAAUAGAGUACCUGUAGAAAUAGUUUUAAGAGUAUUCUUCACUAUUGUAACUUAAUUGAUUAACACGUUGAGUGCGACGUGACCCACACGGUUGGGCCUAAUAACAUAUUGCAUACCCCCGCCGCACUCAACGUGUUAAUGAACUUUCUGAAAUCUUUUUAUCUGUGCCUUUAAUUUCAGACAAGUUUUAAAAUUGUACUUUAGAUUAUGUACUUUCUAUGCAAAUGUAAUUUAAAUUUGAAUUUGUGUUCUAUUGCACCUGGGAGACUUUUACCAACUGUAAAUAUACCAACAUACCUCAACAGAAAUUGAAUUUGUAUUGCUAAUUUUUCCAGCUGAACGUUUUUGAUUUUAAAUGAGAUGUUUGAUUUUUUAUCUGUCAACUUCCUUUUCAAAUGUGUUUACUUUUAUUCAGGGUCAGCUGGACUACUUUGAGUUUGACACAAACUUGAUCCAUGUACUGACUGAUUUAUGUAAAAUAAAUUAUGUGCAUCAGCUAUA